This is a messenger RNA of Suillus paluster, 746 nucleotides long. RefSeq lists its product as uncharacterized. The coding region runs from base 165 to 680 and encodes 171 amino acids. NCBI's taxonomy places the organism in Eukaryota, Fungi, Basidiomycota, Agaricomycetes, Boletales, Suillaceae. The transcript has a single exon. The record is from RefSeq and is a predicted model, not a curated record.
UCACUCAUAAGCCUCAUUCAGUACGCUGCAAUGGAAUAGAUAGAAACCAUUGUAUUUCGCAGUGUGUACAACAUUAGCAAAGUGGUGAAGACGAUAGAAGUCUGCAGUCGCAAAAAAAAGUAGAUUCAAGUCAAUACGAGUUGGACUGAGUUGAUGAGAGAGUCAUGAAAACAAAAGCGACGGCGGUGCUGGAAUUGUGUAUGAUCUGCUCCCGAUCGAUCGAAUAUCCUAAUCAAGCCAAAACUUACAGACCCGGAGAUAAGCUUGUUUUUAACCGUGACGUCCAUGCCGAGCUGACUGACCAUGGAGAGCACCUCUCGAUGAAUCUCCAUGUCGCAAUUCUUGAGAACUACAGCUGUUAUAAUCUUCCCCGUUUCGACGUCCCACAACCUCACUUUCCCAUCAUCUCUUUCACCUGCAACACUCUCGCUGUUCGGAGACAAUGCACUCUUACUGCCCCGACUGCUGUGAGACCUUCGACAUUUUUCCCGACACACACCCAGGAAGUCUAUGGUCGAUUAUGCAAAGAUUUCCCCUACGCACGCGCUGCCUUUCUCUCACAUGCAGCAUUCUGUAGUGCUCAUCUUUUGACGGAGGUUCAGGCCUCAUCGACGGAUCAUCGAUCGAUAACUUACCGACAUGAAGGAGUCACUCGGGCAUCAAGCGACACUUCCCAAUAAUGAAGUAGCCUUGAUCUGUGGAUUAUGUUGCAGGUAAGCAUUGUAUCAGAACACUGACCAUUUGCU